AUGGCGGACUCCGGGGUCGAGCACACAGGCCGAGGCCGGCCGGGGACCCGCGUCCGGCCGGCCGACCAUCUCUGGCUACAUCUCCUGCUACUGCUGCCACCGCCCGUAACCGCGGAGGCAGCCGAGCAGCAGCCGGGCGCCCGAGCAGGCGGUGGGGUCCGGGGUGGAGUCAUGCGGGCCGGGGCGGGCCGGACAGUGGCCAGGACAUCAGCCAAGGCUGGUGUCCUUAACACAGGUGCUUCAUGGCGUGUUGUCUCCACAGUGUGUGGGAAGCCCACGGUAGCCGGGAAGAUCUUUGGUGGCCAGAGUGUGGUAGGUGAACGAUGGCCAUGGCAGGCCAGCCUGCUCUACCUUGGCAAGCACGUCUGCGGGGCUGUCCUCAUAGAACGCUACUGGGUGACCUCAGCUGCCCACUGCUUCGUCAAGUCUCACAAGCCAGAGGACUACCGGGUGCUUCUGGGGUACAGCCAGUUACACCAGCCCACCCAGUACAGCCUGCAACUGACAGUGAACCGUAUCAUUGUCCACCCUGACUUCGACAAGUUUCACCGCAUGGGAAGUGACAUUGUCAUGUUGCAACUGCACCUGCCUGUGAACUUCACUUCCCACAUUGUCCCUGCCUGCCUCCCAGUGCCUGACUCUCAAAUUCCCACUCAUGCGUCCUGCUGGAUCUCUGGCUGGGGGAUGCUCAGUGAAGAUGAGUUCCUGCCAUUACCUUUCCAUCUUCAGGAGGCUAAGGUCGGCAUCAUAGAAAACCAGUUCUGCAGAAACUAUUUCCCACCACCAGACCCCAACAAACGAGUCUACUCUGUGCAUGAGGACAUGCUGUGUGCUGGGGACCUCAACACAGGAAAGUCCAUAUGCCGAGGAGACUCUGGGGGCCCCCUCGUCUGCCAGGUGAACAAUUCCUGGUUCCUGAUGGGCCUCUCCAGCUGGAGCUUGGACUGCCGGGAGCCCAUAUUCCCCAGCGUCUUCACCAGGGUGCCCUACUUCUCCACAUGGAUCCAAGAGGUCGAAAGGUCCACGCCCAUUCCUGAUCUUGCAUCUGCUCCUCCUCAGGGUGCCCCGCCUUCUGUGAGCCACCCUCACUCUCUGGGCACUGUCAACACUCCCCAGACCUGCACAGCCCUUGUGCUUUCGCAGACCUUCCUCCUGCUGUCCAUGUUCCUUAAAACUGGGAUGGCCUGUAGUGCAAUCUUCUAG
Messenger RNA from Trichechus manatus latirostris (Florida manatee), 1203 nucleotides. Its product is annotated as serine protease 40. The record is from RefSeq and is a predicted model, not a curated record. NCBI's taxonomy places the organism in Eukaryota, Metazoa, Chordata, Mammalia, Sirenia, Trichechidae. Gene Ontology annotation, biological process: proteolysis. The transcript has 6 exons. The coding region runs from base 1 to 1203 and encodes 400 amino acids. Gene Ontology annotation, molecular function: serine-type endopeptidase activity.